AUUGGCAGAGAACUACGCCUAUGUGGAGUAAAAGCUCCGCCGUGACCUUUCUUGCUUUCCGCCAAUAGGUGGUGAGCACCGGCUCCGGCUCGUUGCCGGCGGAGCGUGACGAAGGCCAGCAGCGGACAGUCGGUGCAGCAUGAGCCGGGUUGUGUGGGCGGCCUGGCGGUUAGGCAUCGCUGCCGCACGGGGCCCAGCUGGGCGGCCGCUCAGCCAGGCAGCAACUGGUGGCGCAGAGGGUGCCGGAGCUGAAGGUGGCGGCGGCGGCGGCUCAGGGUCGCGGGAGGCUGUGGAGCGGCUGGUGCGGGCACACCCGGUGGUGGUGUUCAUGAAGGGCAGCCCGGCGCAGCCCCUUUGCGGCUUCAGCAACGCCGUAGUGCAGAUCUUGCGCCUGCACGGUGUGGAGGACUACAAUGCCCACGACGUCCUACAGGACCCCGACCUCCGCCAAGGAAUUAAGGACUACUCUAACUGGCCUACCAUCCCACAAGUAUACCUCAAUGGUGAAUUUGUUGGUGGCUGUGAUAUACUCCUCCAGAUGCAUCAGAAUGGAGAUCUUGUAGAAGAGCUGAAGAAGCUAGGAAUUCGUUCAGCACUUCUGGAUGCAGAAAAAGACAAAGACAAAAAGUAACACGAGGGGGAAAAACAGAGAUGCUGUGACAGGAGUAAAGCAAAUCUUCAAUAAAAACUUGUUACCAGUAAUGCCUUAUGUACUUCAGCUCAAAGAAGGCAUCUUUUUGAACUGACACUUAAGAUUUAUCUAUGAAUGUCUCAUGGUAGAUGUAGUGAUCUUGAUAUUUUGAUCUGUGGAUAUUGUGAAAAUUUGAGUAUAACCACUGCACUGUGGAAUUGUGGAAAUAAUCGUGGAAAGUUGUGUUUUAAAAAAGAACAAGCUCACUUCUAAAAGCAUUCUGGUUUUGAUUGAGGUGGGAGUAAACCAAAAGAACUAAUAAUAUUUUUAUGGAUUUUGUGUGUGUGUUACUCUGUUUUUUGAUACAUUAACCCAUGCAAACAGUAACUGUAUUCCCUUGCUUUUCUCUCCAAAAAACAAAAAGGGUUAGUACAUAAUAGUUCCUGGUGAUAAGACUUCCUGAGAGCCUGUGAAACUUCUGUAAUCACAUAUGAUAUAGAAGAGUAGUUUUCAAACGAUAUAGGAAGAAAAAGAUUUUGAGGGUGCAUGAAAUACACUUUUAUUCCAAAGGAUAACAAUAAACAGACUUGUACAAAAACAUGCAUAAUGCUCGUUACUUUAACAUUUGGAUGGCUUUUAAAAGAUUGCUGAGAAUUGUGCCUAAAGAUUUUAUAAAACCUUUUCUACCUCUUGCAGAGCAGCUUUUCCCCCUGCUUAUAUACUUUUGGUAUUGGAGUCCUGUGUUAGUGUUAAAAUGUGAGCAUUGUUUGAAGCUUCAGUAUUCCAGCUUGAAGUAGUACAGGAGAAUACUCCUGUGCUACUGUAGUCUUGUAUUAUUUGCUAGUUACUGUGUUAUGUUUUUACGUUUGUUGUAUUUUCUCACUACUACGAAGACUAUGGUUGUCAAACAUUGGGUGUACAGAUGAAAUGUUUCAUGUAGAUGAGUGCAGUAGAGAGAGUACUGAGUAUGUAAGUACUCUUUCAUGGAAAUUCUCUGAUGUCUUUAAUACCUAUCUAUCCACAUUUCCCUAAUGAAAACAAAUUACAUUAAUCAGUGUAGCUUCAGCUGUAGAGAAAUACUGCUAAGGCUAAAAGCUAACCAAGCUGUUCUGAAUGCAUUGUACUUCUUAUUCGUAUAAAUCAGUUUGCAUGUGAAUAAAUCUAAUGAUUGGAAAUAAACUGUGUUUUAUGUUUGAUUGA
Molecule: messenger RNA, 1831 nt
Organism: Pogoniulus pusillus (Red-fronted tinkerbird)
Lineage: Eukaryota; Metazoa; Chordata; Aves; Piciformes; Lybiidae
Gene: GLRX5
Product: glutaredoxin 5
Exons: 2
Coding region: 140-631 (163 amino acids)
Cellular component (GO): mitochondrial matrix
Source: RefSeq, a predicted model, not a curated record